AUGGGUAAGGAUCUGGGUCACCCGUGGGUUGAUCCAUGGCCAGCCUUAUCCUUCCCUUCCAUCUCCCAAGUCCUCGACUCCCACAAACUCGGCCAGCGCUACGAGUACUUCAUGCGUUGGUCGGGUCGUUCCCCCGACAAAGACUCUUGGGUUCCGCUCUCCGAUCUUUCCCUUUCUCCCGCAGUCAACGAACUCGUUGACCGCUUCCACCACUGUCACCCACGCGCUCCGCACCCACACCAGCUUGUGUUUGAGCGCACCGUGCCAGUGCCCGCAGAUUCUAUUGACACUCCUUCUUCUACUUUACAGGCCUCCGCACCGCCGUCCGCACCGUCCGCCCCACUCGCUCUGCCCGUCCUGCCCGUGUCGUCCGUCGCCGUCCCGCCACCCGCGUCCUCCAUGCCCGCACCCGUCCCACCGCUGCCCGCGUCCUCCGUGCCCGCUCCUGCCCGUCGUCCCGCUGCGGUCCCGCUCGCUACCCCGCGCCCGUCGUCCCCGCCGCCGGCGCCUCGCGUGAACCUGCGCCAGGCGUACGUGCCCCCGCCGCAGACCACAACUCGCUCUGGUCAUGUGUCGAAGCCUGCUUGUCGUCCCGACGAGUAG
This is a messenger RNA of Trametes versicolor FP-101664 SS1, 603 nucleotides long. RefSeq lists its product as uncharacterized. The record is from RefSeq and is a predicted model, not a curated record. The transcript has a single exon. Bases 1 to 603 code for a protein of 200 amino acids. Lineage: Eukaryota; Fungi; Basidiomycota; Agaricomycetes; Polyporales; Polyporaceae.